Magallana angulata is the source of this 1781-nucleotide messenger RNA. RefSeq lists its product as uncharacterized. NCBI's taxonomy places the organism in Eukaryota, Metazoa, Mollusca, Bivalvia, Ostreida, Ostreidae. Gene Ontology annotation, biological process: positive regulation of DNA-templated transcription. The record is from RefSeq and is a predicted model, not a curated record. The coding region runs from base 268 to 1701 and encodes 477 amino acids. Gene Ontology annotation, molecular function: ubiquitin-protein transferase activity; zinc ion binding. Gene Ontology annotation, cellular component: nucleoplasm; chromatin. The transcript has 2 exons.
UGAAAGGUUGAUACAAUGCAGCGAGUUGGGGGCAUUCUGUAGAACUCGAUGCGUCAAUGAUCACCUUUCAAAUUUUUGGGGCUUUAUUUUUGUUCGAUCGAAGGAAAUUUAAUUUCAAACUUGACAUAUGCAAAAAGCCAAAACAGCGGCAGUGUUGUCAUGUCAGGAAACCGUCAACUUUCAUCACACUUCUGACAAAAGGAGCUCUUUCAAUCCGAGACGUAUCUACAAGAAACACACGACCUGAACUAAUUAGAUUAUGGUAAAAUGGAAGAUGACUUACACCGCGAGUUUACUUGUCCAAUAUGUGCCGACAUUUUCACCAACCCUAAAGGACUGCCGUGUCUCCAUUCCUUCUGUAGAGAGUGUCUACGAGUGUAUAUAACGAAGCAACAAGAAGCCAAGGGAAGGAAGUAUGAGUUUUCAUGUCCAGUGUGUCGCCAUAAUGUGGUUCCUCCGGAUGUCAAGAAGCCCGCGGAGAGUUGGGUGGACCAGUUCCCCAGUAACCACCAGAUCAUCAGUCUUAUGGACAUCAUGCUUCCGAAGAAAAAUGACAAGCCUUGUAAACUCUGUCAAAAGCGCGAAAUAACCAUGAAAGCAAUAAAUGUCUGUCGCGCGUGUCAAGAGGAAUACUGCGCCGAUUGCUCCAAAUUUCAUCUUCUUCUGAAAGCCACCAAAAAUCACAAACUGUAUCCUUUGGACGGUAUAUCGCUGCCGUCCAGGACCACCACUGCCGGGACAACCAUCUCCCUCCCAGAAGAGUCCGCUAACUCGUUUGAGUAUACUAUAGAAAGUGGGCAUUGUAGGCAAGUAAAAGUGACUUCGGAAUCGGAUAAUGCGGAAUGUUGGAUAACGGGUGCCGUGUUUUUGGAGGACGAUAAAGUGUUAAUAGUAGACAAUAGAAAUCUCAAAUUAAAACUGUUUUCGGCGGAUUUUCAAUUGUUGACAGAGGACGAUUCUUUCAAACCUUAUGACGUCGCUUUAAUAGACAACGAAACCGUGGCGGUCAGUGAUUCCGGAUGCGUCCGGUAUUGUGACAUCGAGAGAAAUUCACUGAAGUCAUCAAAGACAUACAACAACGACUGGAAAAUCUAUGUGCCAAAGGUCCUUUCAUUGUCAGGAUACUGUAGAGGAAUAUGUAGUUGUAAAGGGAAAAUAGCCGUGUGCUCCGGAAAGGACUUGGAUAAGCGAAUUAUUUUUCAGGACAUAGAAAUCAUUCGACAUAUUUGGCAAGACAUCGAUGGAAAGAGUUUGUUUCGAGAACCCUGGUACUGCGCGAUGAACGAAUCUGGAAGUCUCAUCUUUGUGGCUGAUGGUGUUGGGGUGGAGGGUCACGUGAUAUGUAUCACUACGCAAGGUCGGUUUAGAUGGAAACACAAGUUUGAAAUGCCAAGAGGACUGUGUAUCUGUGGAGACCAUCUCUUUGUCGCCGACAUGAAGGACAACAGCAUCAAGGUCAUAUCGUUAGAUGGAAAGGAAGUGAAGACCCUGUUGACGAGAGAGGACGGUAUACAGCGCCCCCAGUGUGUGGCCAUCAACAGUACUGGGGACAAACUGCUCGUGUCCUCCUGUCCCCCCUACAAUAACGACUAUGUCUCAGUAUUUGACCUGACGUAUAAAAAGGGGAAGAAAAAGAGACCCGCCUCAGCACAACCGGCAGUCAAUGUAGCAAGGCAGAGCGAACUGUGUUCUGUUAGCUGAACGCCUCGUUUUGGAUUUUUUUUGUGUAUGCACCCAUUGAAUUUUUGUUAAAGUUAUUUGUUAUUAGGUCAAUAAACACU